Molecule: messenger RNA, 633 nt
Organism: Epithele typhae
Lineage: Eukaryota; Fungi; Basidiomycota; Agaricomycetes; Polyporales; Epitheliaceae
Exons: 2
Coding region: 1-633 (210 amino acids)
Source: RefSeq, a predicted model, not a curated record
AUGCGUGCGGGAAGGGCAAGCCUCUGCAAGCCUGCUAUCGCGCAGCCGCAGCACAAGAGCCAGAAGCCGGCGUUUCUCGUGCCUUUUGAGGUGUUCUAUGAUGCGCUCACGUACGCGCGUACGCUCAAGGGCUGGCCGCACGAACCGCCGCAGAAAUCCGCUGCGCUCACGCAGGCGCCGCAGCGCCAGCAGGAGCACGUCGCCGCCAUGGUCGAGCGCUGGCUGGGCCCUUCCCUGCCAAUGAUUCAGAUCUUCUGCCGUUCCACGCCCUCUGUCUCUCAUAAUCACACCCUCAGCCGUGGCCUCGAUGUCGACGAAGACCACCUGCCAGCAAUCCGCGAUGCGCUCGCCCGCACACCCGAGCUGCGCGCGCUCGUCCGCGCCGUCUGCGUCCACGCGGUGGUCGACAAGUCGACGUCGACAGCUCCGCGCCCCCCACGACUCGGCCAAGGUCUGUGCGGCGCGACGCCCGUCGAGCUGGAACCCUACCUCGACCUCACACGCGUCCAGUCGUGGAGCUUCGACGUUCAGGGCGACCUGGAUGUGGUCGACUUCCCUCCCGUGCGAGCCCUGUGGACACUGAACACCUUCAUGAGCAGACUGGUACAUCGCCCUCAAGAACCCUCCGCGUAG